This is a messenger RNA of Entelurus aequoreus (snake pipefish), 610 nucleotides long. Its product is annotated as galactose-specific lectin nattectin-like. Gene Ontology annotation, molecular function: signaling receptor activity. Bases 36 to 536 code for a protein of 166 amino acids. The transcript is spliced from 7 exons. Lineage: Eukaryota; Metazoa; Chordata; Actinopteri; Syngnathiformes; Syngnathidae. The record is from RefSeq and is a predicted model, not a curated record.
UCAGUGCAUUCUGUCAGCAGCAGACAACAGCAAAGAUGGCAUCAGCGCUAAACCUAGUGUUGUUCUUCUGUGGCAUCAGUGGACUGUUGACUGGAAGUUGGUCUUUUGAACAUGGCUACGAUGAUAAAGAUCAUUGCUGUCCUGAAGGCUGGACUCAGUUGAAUGAUCGCUGCCUCAUUUUCCACAAUGUGCGCGUCAAUUUUGUUACUGCCGAGAGCUUUUGCACCUCUCUUGGUGGCAAUCUGGUGUCAAUCCACAACCAACUGGAGAAUGAAAUCGUCCGACAGCUAAUUCUGGAAGGGGCUGGCUCUAAUGUGCUUACUUGGAUUGGACUCCAGGACACCAUUGAGGAUUUGAAUUUCAUUUGGACGGAUGGAACUCCCUUUGAUUUCAACGACUGGGCUCCCAACCGUCCAAGGACGAAUGAUAACGGUCAAGACUGUGUAGAGAUCAACUUCCGAGAGUCCUUUUGGAACGAUCGUCGUUGCGGGUCUAACAGACGUUUUGUCUGUGCCAUGGAUUCUUUAAAACAUUAGGCAUAUUUGAUGCCUUUUUUCAUUGUGCAUUAUUUUUUGCGGUUGAUAUGCAACAUCGAAUAAAGACAUCUGCA